This is a messenger RNA of Phialemonium atrogriseum, 312 nucleotides long. RefSeq names its product Cerato-ulmin hydrophobin family. The record is from RefSeq and is a predicted model, not a curated record. The transcript is spliced from 2 exons. Bases 1 to 312 code for a protein of 103 amino acids. Lineage: Eukaryota; Fungi; Ascomycota; Sordariomycetes; Cephalothecales; Cephalothecaceae. Gene Ontology annotation, cellular component: extracellular region.
AUGAGGGGAUUCACUACCGUUGCUGCCAUUGCCGCCACCUGCGCCGGCCUCGCCCUCGCCGCCCCCGGACCGGUCGGGCAGAGACAGGUGCCCUACGUACCUUGCGCCGGUCUGUACAACGGCGCCCAGUGCUGCGCCACCGACGUCCUUGGCGUUGUCGACCUCGACUGCGGAGAACCCUCCAAGCUACCCACGUCCGCCGACGACUUCUCGGCCGUCUGCGCCGAAAUUGGCCAGCGUGCUCGCUGCUGUGUCCUGCCCAUCCUGGAUCAGGGUGUCCUUUGCCAAACCCCUUCCGGCGUGGUCGACUGA